AUGACCAAGUCCGACAUACAAUCUUGGGUAGCCUCUGCAGAAGCACCGCAGGAACUGGAUGGCUCCGAUGAUUCUUGGCAGCGGGAUCGUGUACUGAAUGAGUGGCCUUGGGCCAUGCAGACGGCCCACCAGCGACUAGCGACGAGCAAAACGAGACCAAGGAUACGAUUCUUGAAGGAAGAACUCUUGUUUUUGGCCAAACACGCAGAUCUCAACCUAUCGCAGACGUUGGAUAUAUUCAAGUUGCUGACCGAAACAUACACCAAAUACUCUGACUCAUCCUCGAGGGACGCCGUGGAAGAUGUUGGCAGGGAGCUUGUGCGACGCGAUGAGGCUCGAGGAACGCCUGACGGUCCUGCGGACGAAAGUAAAAUGGGAGUGGCUGAACAGGUACUAGCAUGGAUGAAACUUGAAGUGAACCGUAUCGUCAAGGCAGGAUCGUCGUCCCACGCGUCUUCCAGUGUAUUCGUGCUCCUUAGCUGGACAUGCGGACUCUACACCGCGAUCCUCAAAGUGAACCCCGAAUUCACGGUGACACACUGUUGGUCUGACCUCGUUGGGUGCAUGGCGCUGCUGCUCGAUACCAUACAGGAUUCUUCGCACACGAAAAAGUCGCUGCUGCACAGCGCUCUCGUGCGUGUUCGACGCGCAAUACGCUCAGCCCCCGAGAAAAUACCAGAGCUAAUAGACACGCUCAUAUCGCACGCUCGGGCGUCAUUGCGACACAUACCGCUUCUUGGCACUUCAAUAGACGUGUUGAUACGUCUGAAGAAUGUGAAGGAACUGCCUUUUGAUCGAUUGUCGGCUGAGCGCAAGUCAUCCAUACUCAACCUGUAUACGACUACUAUCUUGAUGUCCAAGUCCCCCGUCCCUUCCCAUGUCGUGAAUGCGUACCAUGAUUUCAUUCAGCAUUUUGUUACAGCCGAGGACUUGUCAACUCUCGUCAUUCCCGCGAUAGAAAAAGCACUGCUUCGCUCGCCAGAGAUAUCUUUGAUAGUUAUAAGCCAGUUCUUCGAUGCUUACUCCCAUCCCUUGUCAAGUGAAGAUUUUCGACGGGCGCUCGUCCCUACGCUGAAUAGCUCCAAGUCCUCAAACGCUCUCGUGCGUGGAAAUGCUAUUGGGCUCUUCAAGGCCUUGAUCACCGAUGAGCUCGAAGAAUCGUCUUCAAGCCUCGCUGCUGCUGAGUUGUUGAAUUUGCCAAAGACGGGAAAAUCGAAUGGCCCCGACCACAGGACUGCCCUAUAUUCGAUGUUAUCCUACCUGCAACCGUCCAUCGCAGUGUCUUCAACGCUUAUCAAAGAUGCGACACCCUUGUUAGCGAAGGAAACCAAUGAUACCGCUAUCUCAACUCUCGCGGCUGCUCUCCCUCCUCAUCUGUCGUUCCUCUUGUCAAAAAACCAAGAUUUACCCUCCGAGAUCACAACGCUAAUACCCAAAGAAAUGAACAAUACUAAACCCGUUAUCAGACAUGCGUUCUGCUCCCUCGCUGGCGCUUCGUUGAUGGGUAUAUCAGGUCUCGACACUGACGCUGGACUCGCGUUCGCCGCGGUUCUCCUUCCUGCGUUUGAAAGUAACCUGAAAGCCGUGGCAAGCAAUCCGCUCAACGCCAGUGGUGGUCCUUUGGAAGGUUAUAUUGCCCUCUCCUGCCUUCUUGGACCAAUACGUUCCUGCAGCAAAUUUACCGAAUCUAUCUCAAAGAUUACCACGAUCCAAUCAUUGUUUGCGAGUACCGUAAAGCCUUCCUUCUUGCUUUGGGACAAGGUCUACCAGAAGGUAUCAGACCCUGCAGAGGAAAAGUGGCUCCUGACAGCCCUAUCAGCCGCGAUCCCAGUCUUCAACAAGGAGCUAACAAAGCUCGAAGUCUUCCGCGUACAAGCGGGGCUCCUCUUCAUCCACUUGGCUUUUGCCAGGCUCACCAACGAUAUCUUAUAUGAUGCGCUGGUGUCAUUCCUAGCCAACGGCAAGACAGUCACAAAGGCUUCUAGUCCUGAAGGCCCUGAUGGCACCUGGAAUAAACAUAGUCGUCUGUCCACGCUGUUACUCAGCUGCUUCAACUUCUCCGAGGAUGUUGACGCGACUCUCCGUGAGGAUAUCUUAGUCCAACUGUUGGUGGUGGCGCACCAUGAGCAUGUCUGCGAACCCUCUCGUCAAAUCUGGAUUGAAUUGUGUCAAAAGGCUGAUGUCGAUCCCUUCAAGCUAGUGGAUGGGAAUGUAGAUAGGUUGAUGAAGAACAUCCUUGCGGCAUCUACGAUACCUGCUAAACUUGGAUUCGCGGAAGCGAGCUACCGUUCUGCUACGACGCUUGCUUUCAUAGCCCCGAGUACCGUCGUCCCUCUAGUCGUCGACCAAUUGAAGGUAAACCUCGAUCCUUCGACUAUAAACGGGUUGACAGAUAUGGACCUGGGCGUCUGGUCAACACCCGAGGGCGUUCCCUUCGUUGACGUAUUGGCCUCCAAGAAGGACGACACGCCCGUCAGAAAAGGAAAAGAAGCCAAGAUGGCUCAAUGGGAAGCAGAUGUUCGGAAAUCCCUGGCAAACAAGAAACCAGCCAACGGUGUUUUAUCAAAGCAGGAUCAGGCUGCGAUCCAAGCUCAGCUCGAGAAAGAGCAGGGUAUACGCCAGAAGGUGUUUGCCGUCAAGACAAAUCUUCAACGAGGGCUGCAUUUCAUUCAGAGUCUCGUCGCAUCCAACACGGACGAGUUCAGAUUACACCUGUCGACAAUAGCUGCUUUGUUAGUUGACGGGGCUUUGCGAAAGGGAGACAUGCUAGUUAGCAAGGCCCCGUUUGACACCUAUAUCAGUCUUGCCAAAUGCUGUUCAGACAGACUAGGAGUGACUAAAGAAUGGGUGGGAAUCGCGACGCUCCGUGCGCUUGAUGUCCCAGCAGUGCCAGAAGAACUUCAAGCCGAGCCCGCAGAUUCGUUGGUUCUCAGAGUUCUAUAUCGGCUUCGGGCGUUAUCAGAACAAGCGCCGUUCGAUGCAGCCACAUUCUCCUACGCGUUCCCUCUUCUUCACCAAGUCCUUAUUCGCGGUGGAAUUAACGCAGCAGAAGGAGAUAGCGCCCUUGAACAAGUCAAGUUAGCUCUGGACAUAAUUCGGUUCCAUUGCGCAGAAUUCGGCGACGCCGCAUAUCCGCGAAAGAUGAUGAUACAAGAUCUUCUACAUAUCAUCAAGCAGCAACCUAAGCUUGCUAAGGAAGCCUCGUCGACAUUGAUUGAUCUUGGCGAAAGCAUUUUAGCGAAUGUGUCGGACGUCGAGCUCGAUUCAUUAAUAAAAGGGACGCUUGUUCAAGAGCCCCACAUCCGGAAUGCCUGCCUCUCGGCCCUUCAACCGUUUGAUCUCACCGAUUUAGAUUGGUCGCCAGAGUUAUGGAUCGCAUGCCACGACGACGACGAGCAAAAUUCCAGGCUGGCUCGACAUCUCUGGGAGGACAACGGUCUGGACGUUCCCGAGGCGUUCUUGAAUCGCCUGUUGGAGUACCUAGGUCAUGAACACUCCUACGUCCGUAACAGCGCUGCAGCGGCCAUCACGGAAGCGGUGGAGACUUGGCCCCAGUCUCUACUCACCUCCGUAUCAGUUUUGCAGGACUAUUAUCGAGACAAGGCGAAGGUACUGGCUCCGGAAUAUGACGAAUAUGGCAUGGUCAUCGCUCGCAGCCUCGAGCAAUCGGAUCCUUGGCCAGCGCGUUUGGCCGCUGCUCGCACCUUCGCACUUUUGGCCCCUCUGUUCACUUCUGAGGCUGUCAUUCCCUUCUUCGAGUUCCUCAUCAAAGAUGAAGCCCUAGCUGAUAAGGUCUCGGAAGUGCGACGCGAGAUUUUAGGCUCAGGAAUCGCCGUCAUCGAUGCACAUGGUGCUUCCAAGCUAGCGGGGUUAAUAGCAAUGUUUGAAGCCCAUCUCGCUGCUCCUACUCCGCCCACGGAAGCAGGGGAUCAAAUCAAAGAAGCGGUGGUGAUCCUCUUCGGUCGUGUGGCAAGGCAUCUGCAACCAACAGAUCCUCGCAUUCCCCUCAUUGUAUCAAGACUUGUCGAUGCUCUCAAGACGCCAGCUGAGCAAGUCCAAAUCGCUGUGUCUGACUGCUUGGUUCCCUUGGUAAAGCUAAUGGGAGACAACGUGUCGAAGCUUGUGGAUACCUUGUUCAACGAGCUUUUUAGUGCAUCCAAGUAUGCCGCACGGCGCGGGGCCGCGUAUGGAUUGGCUGGUGUCAUCAAAGGAAUCGGGAUCAGAGGCAUGAAGGAGUACAAUGUGCUCAUUAGGUUACGCACUGCAACGGAGGAGAAAAAGCAAUAUGAGCAUCGCCAAGGCGCUAUGUUUGCCUUCGAGACUCUAUCUACCACUCUUGGGAGAAAUUUCGAACCUUAUAUCACCUUCGUUCUUCCCCUGCUUCUUUCAGCAUUCGGCGAUUCUACUUCGGAUGUCAGGGAAGCUGCCCAGGACGCGGCUCGUGUUAUUAUGAGCAAUCUCUCCGGGUAUGGGCUCAAGCUAAUCCUCCCUUCGCUACUUGCUGGUUUGGAAGAGAAGCAAUGGCGCACCAAGAAGGGUUCCAUCGAAUUACUUGGAAUGAUGGCCUACUGCUCGCCACGGCAAUUGUCAUUAUCACUCCCCAUUGUUAUUCCUCAGUUAACGUCCGUCCUCACCGACUCGCACGCCCAAGUGAAGUCAUCGGCCAACAAAAGUCUGAAGCAGUUCGGUGAGGUUAUCAGCAACCCGGAAAUCCAGUCUCUGGCGCCCGUUCUGUUGAAGGCUAUGGUGGAUCCAGUCAAAAUCUCCAACGCAUUAUCUUCCUUACUCAAGACGUCAUUCAUGCACUACAUUGACCAAUCGUCACUUGCUUUGGUUGUACCCAUUUUGGAGCGGGGACUAAGGGAACGCAGUGCGGAGACAAAAAAGAAGGCUGCACAAAUCACUGGGAACCUUGCUUCCCUCACGGAUGCCAAAGAUUUCGUUCCUUAUCUUAACACGCUUCUUCCUUUGGUCCAUACAGUUCUGGUCGACCCCGUUCCAGAAGCUCGAGCCACAGCUGCGAAAGCUUUAGGUACCCUUGUCGAACGCUUGGGCGAAACGCACUUCCCGGAUCUUGUCCCGGGCCUGCUUCGAAUCCUCAAAACGGAUACAUCCGGUGUCGAUCGUCAAGGUGCUGCUCAAGGACUCAGCGAAGUACUAUCUGGCCUUGGGAUGGAGCGCCUUGAAGGCCUGCUACCGGAUAUCAUCGCCAAUGCGCAAUCUCCUCGACCCACUGUACGAGAAGGUUUCAUGUCGCUCCUCGUCUUUUUGCCGGCAACCUUUGGGUCUAGAUUCCAACCCCACUUACCUAGGAUCAUUGCACCUAUUUUAAGCGGUAUUUCGGACCAAGAAGACUAUGUUAGGGAGGCUGCUAUGCGUGCUGGUAGAAUGGUGGUCACGAACUACUCGCAUAAGGCUAUCGACCUGCUCUUGCCUGAGCUUGAGCAGGGAAUGUUCGAUCCUGGAUGGCGUAUCAGACAAUCGUCCAUUACGUUGGUUGGUGAACUGUUGUUCAAGGUCUCCGGUAUUAGCGGGAAAACCGAAGUCGAUGAAGAAGAGGUGGCUGCUACGACAGUGGCAGAUUCCUCUCGAAAAGCUCUUGUCGAGGUUCUUGGAGCUGAGCGCCGUGACCGCAUUCUAUCAUCCUUGUAUCUUGUCCGUCAAGAUAGUGUUAUGGUUGUCCGACAAUCCUCCAUCCAUAUAUGGAAAGCCUUAGUCUUCAAUACUCCUCGCACAGUGCGCGAAAUUCUCCCCGACCUUGUCACCCAGAUUAUACGGCUUAUAUCGGGCGACGAGCCUGAACAACAGGAGAUUGCUGCCCGCACCACAACGGAGAUAUGUCGCAAAUCCGGCGAGAAGAUCAUGGGUGAGAUUAUCACAGCGCUGAAGAGCAAGUCUUCGUCGUCGGACUCGCGUACGCGCGAAGGAGUGUGCCUCAUGCUUUGCGAACUUAUGGAAAGCUCUUCUGAAGGCCAGCGCGAUAGCUAUGAGGACGAGAUCAUUACCAUGGUUCGUGUCUCCUUAGUCGACGAGGAAGCCAAUGUACGGGCAGCUGCAGCCAAGGCAUUCGAUAUCCUCCAAGAGUUUAUCGGCGUCAAAGCUAUCGAUGCUACUAUUCCAACUUUGUUAGAAGCUCUUCGUCAACCAGGACAAAGUUCCGGCACGGCCCUUCAAGCGUUACGAGAGGUCAUGUCUGUCCGAGCUUCUACAGUAUUCCCUGUUUUGAUACCAACCCUUACGGCUAUUCCGAUGUCUGUGUUCAACGCCCGAGCGUUAGCGUCUCUGGUCACUGUGGCCGGCGACGCGCUGAGCAAGCGCCUGACGCCCAUCAUGAAUGCUGUGACCAAGGCGAUGGAAGAUGGCGGGGAAGACGAGCUGGUAAAUGCCGUGGAUGAAGCUAUUGAGGCUCUCAUGGGUGCUAUUGAAGAUGCUGAGGGACUGAAUACCUUGAUGAUGAUACUCUUAGGAUGGGCUAAGCAUGAUUCCCCUGUACGUCGUGCUAGCGCCUACAAACUGUUCGCGGUCUUCUGCGAGGCAACGGAGCUAGACACAUCGUUGUAUCGCGUCGACUGGAUAAGGCAGCUUGUUUCCGGCCUCGAAGAAAAAGACUCUGCGAUCCACACCGCCGCCUGGAGUGCCUUCGACGUUUUCGUCAAGUCUACUCCUAAAGAUGAAUUGGAACCUCUCGUUGUACCCCUCCGCCGCAGUAUCGAGUCUUGCGGACCGCCAGGCUAUCACGUUCCAGGGUUUAGCAUACCCAAAGGCGUCGCCCCCAUGGUGCCCAUCAUUAUUGCCGGUCUUACCACCGGGAGCAACGAACAGAGGGAGAAUGCCGCCUAUGCGAUUGGCGACCUUGUCGAGCGCACAGAAGAAAGCGCUAUCAAGCCAUUUGUCGUGCCAUUCACCGGCCCUCUCAUCCGCGUGGCUACGCAAGCAACGACGUAUCCUCCUGCGGUAAAGACAGGGCUUCUAAGUGCCUUGAUGUCUAUGCUCCAGCGCAUACCUGCAUUCGUCAAACCGUUCUUCCCACAACUCCAGCGUACCUUCGUAAAAAGUGCGGGUGAUCCAGCAAGUGUCAUCGUUCGAAACAAGGCUGCCCAGGCAUUGGGGGUCUUGAUGAAACACCAGCCGAGAGUGGAUCCUGUCGUUACCGAACUCAUUUCCAGCGCGAAAGGUGCCGACGAUGCGAUCGCAAGUAGCUUGGUCUUGUCUCUUGCGUACGUCAUAAAAAACGCGAGUGCCAAUAUCGGAGACAAGGCUCGGGAAGCAUCCGUGGAACUUGUAGCAGAAGCAUUCCGCGAGAAUCAUGACGAUCACUACACACAAUCCAUUGCAACUUUGUUCAAGUCGCUAGGGGUAUACGAGCAGUUACUGGAACCCAUCGUCAAAUCCAACCUUUGUUCAGGGACACCUCCGUCUGUCAUAUCUUCUCGGAUCAUCCUCACUGUAUUGAGCCCGGAUGACGACGACGAGAACGAGGUCACUUCAUCUCCUAACAUUUUCCAGCAGUUAGGUGUUCUGCGCAGCGUUGCACAAAAGGUCCAGGAAAGCAUGGGCAAUGAAAAGUCAUCGAUAGCACGUCCGGCUCGUGAAGCUCGCGACUUGCUAAAAGACUUGGAGGAUGAAGAUUUACGAGGUCUUUUCUAA
Molecule: messenger RNA, 7647 nt
Organism: Pleurotus ostreatus (oyster mushroom)
Lineage: Eukaryota; Fungi; Basidiomycota; Agaricomycetes; Agaricales; Pleurotaceae
Gene: GCN1
Product: translational activator of GCN4
Exons: 28
Coding region: 1-7647 (2548 amino acids)
Biological process (GO): regulation of translation; cellular response to amino acid starvation
Cellular component (GO): cytosol
Molecular function (GO): protein kinase regulator activity
Source: RefSeq, a predicted model, not a curated record